AUGACCCAGGCUGAAGAGGUUAGACCUUCAUCGAUUUUCGACAUCCGGUCAGGUACAAUCCAAUCGGGUGAUACGGUAAUCGUUUACCAAUCCAGAGACAACCUUACCGCCAUUGUCGUCACCCCAGGCCAACAACUUAACACCAGGUAUGGCGAGUUCCCUCAUUCUGACAUGAUCGAUAUCCCAUUCGGCUCCAAGUGCCCGAGUCGCAAAGGAAAUGGGUUCACGUAUUUACUUAGGCCGACUCCAGAGUUAUGGACCUUAGCCCUCCCACAUCGGACCCAAAUCCUCUAUCAUCCCGAUAUCUCGUUUGUUACAUCGCAGCUGAACAUCAAGCCCGGAUCGUAUGUCAUAGAAGCAGGAACCGGUUCGGGUUCGUUUUCGCACUCGAUAGCACGAACGAUUGGACCAGGGGGGAAAUUGUUCUCAUUCGAAUUCCACGAAGAGCGACAUACCAAAGCAGCCGCGGAAUUUCAAGCCCACGGCUUACUUUCGUCAGUAGGAGGACCGAUCCAAUUAGCACAUCGAAACGUGAUUCGAGAUGGAUUUGGUGACCUUGAUGUUAAAGUAGACUCAGUGUUCCUAGACUUACCGGCGCCCUGGGAUGCUUUGGAAGAGUCGAAGCGUGUUAUGAACCGCUCUCAACUUUCGCGUAUUUGUUGCUUUUCGCCAUGCAUUGAACAAGUUCAAAAAACAUGUCAAACCCUAGAAUCAUUGGGCUUUUCUGAUAUAAUCAUGUUCGAGACGCUAGUUCGAACUCAUGAACCAGUAUCGCUCACUAUGCCCAAGGUGGAUGACGCUGUGCGACGGAUAAAGGAAGUGGAGAUGAAAAAACAAGCUAGACGCGAACGACAAAUCUCAGAAUCCAAACAACGUAGACAAGUAACUCAAAAACCAUCGAGUCCUAAACCAGCAAGCGAUGAAAGAAAUACGAAACGAGGCCUAGAUGGUGCUGAUGCCACCGAAGAGCCAGAACUCAAGAAACCCCGGGAGGAAAAAUGCAACGGUUCACCAGUUUGUGCCAAAUCUGAGGAAAUGGACACGAUUAUGGUGGAAGAUAUUAAACCAGUAGUAACGGAAACUGAUCAAGCUCUCCCCGAGGUGCAACAGACGGUCAUGUUAGAAACCUCAAAGCCUGCUGGGAUGACAAGAGGCCAUACAUCCUUUCUCACUUUUGCUGUUUUGUUGCCUUUGCCCAAGCCUUAACAUCAAUCAUUCAACUUUUUUUUUGUUGGAAAAAUCGUAUAUAGAUGCUGCCGUCACAAAUCACUAUGUUCCAUGCAUUGGCUACUUUGCCCCAGUAGAUGGCCAAGUUUCGAAAUAUCACUGGUCUGUAUCAUGUCACACUUCAGAUCAAUCUCCAACUUUGUCGGAUCUGGGUUGGGGGCAAAAUUUCAAUACGAGGGAGCUG
Messenger RNA from Puccinia graminis f. sp. tritici CRL 75-36-700-3, 1411 nucleotides. RefSeq lists its product as uncharacterized. The record is from RefSeq and is a predicted model, not a curated record. Gene Ontology annotation, biological process: tRNA methylation. The transcript has 7 exons. The coding region runs from base 1 to 1206 and encodes 401 amino acids. Gene Ontology annotation, cellular component: nucleus; tRNA (m1A) methyltransferase complex. NCBI's taxonomy places the organism in Eukaryota, Fungi, Basidiomycota, Pucciniomycetes, Pucciniales, Pucciniaceae.